This is a messenger RNA of Fusarium sp. VM40, 1158 nucleotides long. Lineage: Eukaryota; Fungi; Ascomycota; Sordariomycetes; Hypocreales; Nectriaceae. The record is from the annotation of a GenBank genome assembly.
AUGGGCCUCCAGCCUCGUUACGUCCCAGUUUCUCAGCUACCAACCACACCACUCCAGCAAAGCGCCAUUGCUAUCAUAUUUCUCAUGACCUUGCUGGCUUUUAUCACGUGGGCUGCCCGCAUGUACGCCAGAUGCAGUAAAAGGCAGCUUGGAACUGUUGCCACAGAUGACUGGCUUGUUACUGUCGCAAUGAUAUUUUCGAUUGGCCUUGUCAUUCCAAACUACUUCUUCUUAAAAUAUGGAUACACAGGUUUCUCGACCGCGGAUGUUCCAGAGUCCUAUGACAUUGAGCCUGUCCUAUUCUACAACUGGAUCAUGCAGGUUCUCUAUAACCCCAUUCUAGCGCUUGUCAAGUCUUCUGUCUUGUUUCUUCUACUUCGUCUCGGAGGCCAUCGACGCAGUAUCAGGUGGUCUAUUUACGCUCUGAAUACUUUUAACGUAGCCCUCAUGAUUGCCAUAUUCAUGACGGUUGUUUUCCAAACAAUGCCUAUUGCCGCAUAUUGGGAUCAAUCCCUGAAACCACGCCGACAGAUCGACGGGCCAAUGUUUUACAUAAUCAGCGCGAUCAUAACGAUCGUGACAGAUUUCCUUGUGCUAUUGAUACCGUUCUGGAUUUUCAUCGGGUUGAAGAUGCGCUUUGUGGCCAAGAUGGGUCUAAUUGUGGUAUUUCUGCUGGGUGGAAUAGUGACAAUCGUCGCCAUCUUACGAGUAGUUGAGUUGCAUAAGAAGUUUUAUAGAGAAGGGUACGAUUCAAGAGAGUCUCUUGCCGAUACUCUGAGUAGCAUCGAGGUCAACUUGGCCAUAAUCGCUUGUUGCGGGCCGACCCUACGCCCACUGUUCCGCAGCAUGUUUCCUCGCCUUUUCUCAGGCCCAACUACCAAUGAGGCUGGAAAGUAUAAUACUCCACAUACAGGAGGCAAUGGCGGAGCUGGGAUUGUGUCGUUUCACCUCAAGGACAUGCACCGUAGCAGGACACAAACUGAGAUUCGCGGGUAUUCACCGAGUGGCAGUGAGGAGGAGAUUAUGACGUACAAUGGCAUCAUCCGAACGACCGCUGUUGAUAUCAAGUAUGAAGAUGCAAGGUCAAAAGACAGCGCAAAUACAAGGGAGUUUCGGCAGGUUCAGAACCAGGAGCCAGGCCUGGUUAGAGAUACUUAA